This is a messenger RNA of Zychaea mexicana, 291 nucleotides long. RefSeq lists its product as uncharacterized. The record is from RefSeq and is a predicted model, not a curated record. The transcript is spliced from 2 exons. Lineage: Eukaryota; Fungi; Mucoromycota; Mucoromycetes; Mucorales; Lichtheimiaceae. The coding region runs from base 1 to 291 and encodes 96 amino acids.
AUGGAGCAGGGAAAUAUAUCUGUCUGCAUGUUUCUACUUCCACCUAUCCAUCCAAGCAUGCUUGUAUAUAUGACAGCCGCCUUCUGGCAGAUUCACACCACAUUGGCAGAUCCGGAGCCUGACUUCAAUGAAAGUGAUGAAGCUAUCUCACUAGCGGAUGUGCUAUUCGUAUUCCCAAGGUUGAGGCGGUUACGAUAUACCAAUUCCGGAAUUUCACACGCUAUUGGCGAUCUGUCGCUACUGGAAACCCAACAUACGCUUCAAGACCGGACAGCUGAAGGCAAGAUUUAA